CUGCAGGAAGUGGAUCAGUCCGAGCUCAGCUUCACAUAAACAGGAAGAAAAGUGACGUGACUCGAGAAGUUUCGUAUCUUUCGACAAGAAGACGUGAAAUAUGCGCAAAUCUGCACUGAUUUCCCACAGGAUCCGAGUCUUAGAGUGAAACUAAAGGAGAGCAUGUCCUUAACAACAAACAGAGGCUUUCCACAGAUUUUCCUUCUUACGUUUGUGGUCUUCAGUGUGUCAGGAGUUGAGAAGCUGACCAUCACUCCAGACCGAGGCACCACUCUCACCAUCAGCAGAACCAGCUCAGAGUGUAAAGUGUGCACCGUGACUGGACGCAAACGACAAUGUGAAGCGUCUCUGGUAUUAAGAGACAGCGCUCCUGUCUCUGUGGAGCUGGAAUGCUCCAAACGUCAAGAGGUGUUUGACGUUGAAAUUGUGCGAAAUAUUGAAUGCACUGUAAAGUCAUGCAACGGCAACAUCAUCCUGACUGACUCCAGCUCUCCUCCAUUGCUGAAUUUCAACCGCAAGUUCACCUGGAACCUGAAAGCUACAGCGCCUAAAUCCUUAAAAAUAGACUUUACCAACACAGGUCUGAGACAGAUUAACCCGUCUCAGGAAUGUCCGGACAAACAUGCGUACACACUCAAAGCCUUUCGGACAACAGAGAGCAUAGACAUGGGGAAAUACUGCAGGACGGGUGCUAUCACUGAUGUUCAGAUACUCAGACAGAGCAGCUUUUCUCUGGAAAUCCCUGCAGGUCAGAAGCUGCAGAGUGGACAGUUUAGUGUAUCCGUCGGGGAUGAAAUCAAAACUCUUGCCAGGAUUUCACUCACAUUACCACAAGGGGGGUCCGGCCUAGAGUUGCUCACCCCAAACUACCCAGACAGUUUUCCCGAUGACGACGUAAUGGAUUGGCACAUCAAGGUCCCGGCCAAACACCAAACAUCCGUGCAGUUCCUUAAUCUCACACAGCCGCGGUGUUUGUACAAGGAAACCGCGAUGGAGUAUCACGGCGUAGGACGAGCGGCAGUGGUGGUCAUGCUGAACCAGAACCAGCCCGUCCAGAGUCAGGGCACGUUCAGUAUGAUGCUGAGGAACUGUAAGAUGGACAGGAGCCGGGCCGGGUCUCCUGGACUGUCUUUUGCCAUCAAACUGUCGGCUACGAAGACAACUUCAACAGAUCCCUGUAGAGUCGAUUUGAGAAAAACACCGGGCCUGUCUCUUCAGAUUGAGAAGCUGAAAUCUGCAUCCGGUUGUGAGAUGAAGCAGAUCUCAGCGAUAAAAGAUAACAUCACAGUCCUACCUAACAGUGAAACACAGCUGUCUUUCCAGGACUGCCUCCCUGAAGACAUACAAGUCACCGCCAUGAGAGUCAUAGAGUGUUAUAAACUCAAAGACUGUCCAAAGGGUAACAUCCAGCUGUCGGUGCCGCAGCUGCCUUCCUGCCUCCUGGCCUCUCUGACCAGAGUGACCUGGACCUUCACGUUUCCUCAGGAUGGCACCGUUGAGUUCAGUUCUCUCACUGCGGGCCUCAGACAGUCUCUACCUGGACAGUCCUGCAAUGACAGCAUCGUUGUCAAACUGGCUGAGGAUGAUGGCACGACUAUUGGAAACUUCUGCCGUCAGGGAGCCAUACAGAAAGUCCAAAUCCACACCAACAUGUCCGUCAGCCUCUCUUGUAUGAAGAGUGGAGCACUCAAGAUGUUGACGAAGCCUCUGCUGUACGCCUGUAUAAAAAACGAGAUAUCAGAAAGGUACAUAUUCACCGUAUCUCCAAGGAAGGACACUCCUCUCUUGUUGGCGACUCCUGGUUGGCCUUUAGGAAUGAAGUCUCAAUCCACAGCAUCAUGGAUCGUCAAUGUCCCACCAAAGAUGGACGCACACAUAAUGUUUCCCCACCUCACUCAGCCGAAAUGCAGUAAACGACACACCAACAUCAAAGUGCAGGCACUUGGCAGUCGGGAGGAGUUUUACAGCCGCAGGGAGGAUGAGGAGGCGGAUAAUGAAAUUACUGUUUCAGAGAGUUUUUACCUCAAUAUGUCCAACUGUAUGCCUGAAAGAGGAGACUUCAGCGUCUUCACCAAGAUCACCCUGAAGAAGAACCAACUGUUGACUAUCAUUGUGAGUGUAGUGGCUGCAGUGUUGGCGAUUUUUAUUAUUGUGCUAGUAGCGGUCUGUGUCGUAAUUAGGAAGAAGAAGAAGAAGCUGGCCCAUCAGGUGUCCAUCUACAAUCCCAAUGGCACCAGUUUUCUGCCAGGAUACAACCCCAGACCAUCUGAUGACGACGAUUCUCAUGUGUACGCUUCCAUCGAGGACUCUCUGGUCUACACUCAUCUGUUGAGGAAAGGGGCAGAGAUGGGCAUCUACGGAGAGCAUGACGCCUACCGGUCUUACCCGGGCCACACAGACUCUCAAAAACCACUGGUCUCCAAGGAUUCCGGUCCAGAUGGCGUGGAGGUCAGCACCUACCAGCAGUUCCAACAACAGCCUCCUUCGCUUCCCAACAGACCUCCGAGCCAUUUGAAGCCCAUGGUGGACAAUGAGAUUUACCAAAGCGAGGAAGAACAGGGAGCGGGUCUGGGUCUUCGGCUGGACCCAGAGGGAGGGAACUGAGAGGAUGAUUGGAUUCAGAUUUCUGCUUUUCACUCGACCUACUUGAACUUUGAGAUAUUGAUUCCCUGGCAUCUGUGUGAUUACCUGCUGCUCUGCAUCACAAGACGCCUCUUUUCUCUCAAGUGUAGUUUCUUUCCAAAACCAAGACCUUUCAAAUAACCCUGCUCAAAACUUCCUGGAUCUGUUACUGUGUUUUAUUGUAGAUGAAGGUACGUGUCUUUUAAGAGCAUCACUUUUCCACCCACUUUGUGCCUGUUUUUGCCACCAAAGAGUUUUUUAUAUAUGCAUUGCAGAUAUUUGUACAGAAUUUGUGUGCUGUUUACAUAAUAGUUUUACAUUUUUAUCAUUAAGUAAAUAUAAAUGAGGACUCAACCUCUAUUGCAACAUGUUGCGUUUUUAUAGCAUCAUUAGUACAGGAUGCUUGAUGUUGCAUUGGAUUGCACCAGCUUGUAUGUACAUGGACCACUUCUCUUUUUACCUGCUGGAGGCUGUUUCUAGCCCUUUCUGGUGUAGUUUCUUUGAUAUUUGCAUUAAGACAUUAAAAUAAAAUAUGCACACUUUCAGAAUAUACACUAAAGCCACUUAUGUCCACAGUAUGUCAUCAGUUGGCAUAAGUGGCAUGUCGUUUCUCUGUUAUUGGACUGAACUCGAGCAAUAAUUACAGGUGGAUUUUAGAACACAGACUAUGUGAGCUGUAAUUUAACAGUGUUGUCAGUGCUCACGGUGUUUCUAUAAAAGUGUCGUCAGAACGCUUUCUGUAUUAAACAAUGUCCAGUACCAAACCACAUUCAAUCUUUAAAAAUCUUUCUUGAAUGGGUAGUUUUAUGAAACAUGAAAUAUUUUUCUAACAAAUGUGUUUGUUCUUUUUGACAUUCGAGUGAUUUAGAAGAAAUCACAAUAUGAAUGUUAUAAGAUAAAAUUCCACGAGUUUGAGUAUUAAGAUCAAAUUUGUGAUGAAGACUGAAUAUCUUUGCAAUGUUUCCUCAUGUAGUUCAGAAAGUGAACAGCAGAGGGAGACGCAGUGUCAGUGUAAGAUCCCAUCUAUAUUUAAAGCAAGUAAAAUAUUGUUUGUGUUAACU
This is a messenger RNA of Sphaeramia orbicularis (orbiculate cardinalfish), 3683 nucleotides long. It is a transcript of the gene cdcp1a, whose product is annotated as CUB domain containing protein 1a. The transcript is spliced from 9 exons. The record is from RefSeq and is a predicted model, not a curated record. NCBI's taxonomy places the organism in Eukaryota, Metazoa, Chordata, Actinopteri, Kurtiformes, Apogonidae. The coding region runs from base 163 to 2604 and encodes 813 amino acids.